AUGUUGCGAGCUGCUCGUUUUGUGUCCGUAUUGGCGGGCAUCGCCGCCGCUUGUUGCAACGGGAAUGAUGCCCUCUGCGAGAAGAAGUAUUCCGACGUGACCUUCGUUGGAUCCCACAACAGCGCCUUUGUCGGCAUCACGCCCGCCCAUAACCAAUAUGUAUCGGUGACGGACCAGCUCGACAUGGGCGUGCGGUUUCUCCAGGCCCAGACCCAGAAUAAAAACGGCCAAAUCCAGAUGUGCCACACGACUUGCGUCUUGCUGGAUUCGGGAUCGCUAUCCGAGUACCUCGGGGAUAUCACCUCUUGGAUCGAGGCCCAUCCGCGAGAUGUGGUCACCUUACUUCUCACCAAUAUCGAUGCGAUGCCCGUCACGCAGUUUGGCGACACGUUCAGAGACACGGGUCUGGAAAAGUACGUCUUCAGGCCCAAGGAGAAGGUGGCCCUCGACCAGUGGCCGACGCUCCAGGAACUCAUCGAUGAUGGCACGAGACUGGUUGUGUUCAUGGACUAUCACUCCGACACGAGCAAGGUGGACUACAUCCUCGACGAGUUCCAGUACUACUGGGAGACGCCGUUUGGCGAGACCAACGCAGACUUUCCAAAUUGCAACAUCGACCGGCCGCAGGGUGUCGACCCCAACGGCUACAUGUACCUGGUCAACCACUUUCUCAACAUUGAGCUGUUCGCGGGCAUCAAGAUCCCGGACCAAUUCAAUGCGCCAAAGACGAACUCGUUGCAGUCCAUCGACAAGCAGGUCAACUUGUGCAGAGGGAAGUGGGGACGGACACCGAACGUCGUUCUGCUUGACUGGAUCGACAUCGGCGAAGCGAUCAAGGCACAGAACCAAUACAACGCCUGA
Messenger RNA from Colletotrichum graminicola M1.001, 861 nucleotides. RefSeq lists its product as uncharacterized. Gene Ontology annotation, molecular function: phosphoric diester hydrolase activity. Gene Ontology annotation, biological process: lipid metabolic process. The coding region runs from base 1 to 861 and encodes 286 amino acids. NCBI's taxonomy places the organism in Eukaryota, Fungi, Ascomycota, Sordariomycetes, Glomerellales, Glomerellaceae. The record is from RefSeq and is a predicted model, not a curated record. The transcript has 3 exons.